AUGAGCUCUAAUUGUUGUUUUAUCCACCUCCGCUCUUCUUCACUACUUCACGCAGCGCCACCCAAAGCAACUCUGCUUCCGUCGCCACAAAGUUCGCAAACCCAAUUUCAAUAUAACACCGAUUCCUAUCUUUGUCUACUUUUGCUUUCCUCACAAUCAAUGGAUCAACAAUCAAAAAACGUUGAACAAAUUGCCAUGUUACCCAUGGCUGAUAAAUCAUGCUCAGAGUCUUCAACUCCAAUCAAGAAACUCCAUAUCCAAUCAAUCAAACAUCUUGAUGCAAGCUUCAUGUCUCCAACACCAGAGAAGACAAAUGAGAAUCUGAACAUUAGGUCCAAAAAAGAACCUGCUAAACUCCCAGAUAAAUACCAAAUCCUUUCAGACCUUUUUAAUCGUAUGACUACUUCACUGAGGCUCCUCAAUCUGCAAAAAAAGUCACCUACUUUCAGUAAUAUAUGUCAUCAAGUCGAAAAACUCACAGGAAGGAAAUUCUCGUAUACUCAUCUUGCAAAGAUGAAGUUUGUUCUCCCUGAAGCUAUUCAGACUGAUAAGAUACUUUUACACAAUAACAAGACUUUGACUAUGGAGCCAGACAUUAAAGUCACAUUGCUUUUUGAUAUUGUAGAAGGUCAUAUUGAACAUUCACCUUACAUUGCUCUAUGCCAUACGUUUUCCUCUAGGCUCUUAAAGUUUGUCAAUACACAUUCAGAGGGUUGUGAUGUACCCGAAGCUGAACUUCCAGAACCAUUUAACCAAAAAGAUAUCAGAUCAAAGUCUUUAAAUGUGGAUUUAUCAGUGGAAAAAGAAAAACUUCCAAAUGUUGAAGAAUCUGAGCUACUUAAUCCUUCUCAUUUGGAACCUUCUUUCAGUAGACACUUUACAAAAACAGACAAUGAAGAUACCACAAGUGAAAAAGAAACUGGUUUUAGUUCAUGUUUGGAUACAGUUAAAGAUGAGAAAAUACUUGGAGCUGUUAAUGGAAGCACACCAAUGAAGCCUCCAUUGUUACAUAAUGGGGUAUCUCUUUUAACUCCUGAUUUACCAACUCCAAAGAGAUCAGUGGCUACUGAAGAUAACAAGGUUUGCCAGAAAGUCAUGUCAAGUAGUUUAUUUACAAAAAGGUCCCUGGAUUUCUCAAAUCCUGACAUUGAAGGUGUAGUUGUGGAUGAAAAAAGCAACUCUGUUAGUUUUCCUUCUGGAAAGGUUGAGGAAAAAAGUUGCUUGUCUGAACUUGUUGAGACCAUUUACAACAUAUUCAUGUCUGCAAACUCAUCUUCAGUUACUAAAAGUGAACUUGUUCACAAAAUCUUGAUCAAUAACUUUGACAUCAUAGAAAACGGAGAGAUUGAAGAUCAGAUAGAUGAUGUUGUAAAGAAAGUACCAGAUUGGAUUAGUAAGAAGGUGACUCCUAGUGGGGAUAUUUUGUACAAUAUCAACAAAGGGUUGGAUUUGAAGACUGUUACUGAAAAGCUUAUUAUGUAACCACAAAAUUAAGAACUUGUGGUGAGACAAUGAUGAGGAAAUUUGGUAGUUUUUAGUGUCUGGAUGUAUUGAGACUUGUUAUUGAUGGAUUUUUUUUUAUUUUACUUAAAGUUACUCAGCUUGUGUGCUUGAAAGUCUUAAUCUUUUGUGCUAAU
Messenger RNA from Lactuca saligna, 1637 nucleotides. NCBI's taxonomy places the organism in Eukaryota, Viridiplantae, Streptophyta, Magnoliopsida, Asterales, Asteraceae. The record is from the annotation of a GenBank genome assembly.